ACGGUCUUUACUAUAUAUGGGCAAAGCCGAACCGUCCGCGCGCAGCCGCCUCUUCCGCGUUCAGCGAUCCGCCGGUGACAGAAGCGCACCGAUCAAGGGCCGUUUCAGCCGCCUUCAGUCAGUCAUUCAUUCACUGCAAGAGAGAUAAAGCCGAGAUGUCCUACGAGCUCAAGAGCGUGUUCGCCAGCCUUCCGCACAUGGAAAGGGGCGUGGCCAAGGUCCUGGGCGGAGACCCCAAAGGGAACAACUUCCUGUACACCAACGGCAAGAGCGUGAUCAUCAGGAACAUCGAGAACCCAGCGAUCGCAGACGUCUACACCGAGCAUCCUCAUCAGGUUAUCGUGGCCAAAUACGCUCCCAGCGGUUUCUACAUCGCGUCGGGGGAUGUGUCGGGGAAGAUCCGUAUCUGGGACACGACGCAGAAGGAGCACCUGCUGAAGUACGAGUACCAGCCCUUCGGAGGGAAGAUCAAGGACAUCGCCUGGACCGAGGACAGCAAGAGGGUCGCCGUGGUGGGGGAGGGGCGAGAGAAGUUCGGCGCGGUGUUCCUCUGGGAUUCGGGCUCGUCAGUCGGAGAGAUCGUGGGUCACAGUAAGAUCAUCAACAGUGUGGACAUCAAGCAGACGCGGCCGUAUCGUCUGGUGACCGGCAGCGACGACAACUGCACCACCUUCCUCGAGGGACCGCCCUUCAAGUUCAAAUGCACCAUUAGUGAUCACAGCCGCUUCGUCAACUGUGUGCGGUUCUCUCCGGACGGGAAUCGUUACGCUUCGGCCGGAGCCGACGGACAGAUUUUCCUGUAUGAGGGUAAAACUGGAGAGAAGCUGGGCUCUCUGGGAGGAGAGAAGGCUCACGAUGGAGGCAUUUACGCUGUCAGCUGGAGUCCUGACAGCACGCAGCUGAUCUCGGCGUCAGGUGAUAAGACGGUCAAACUGUGGGACGUGGGCAGCGGCACGGCCAUCACCACCUUUAACCUGGGCUCAGAUGUUCUGGACCAGCAGCUGGGCUGUCUGUGGCAGAAGAACCACCUGCUCAGCGUCUCUCUGUCCGGAUACAUCAACUACCUGGACAGGAGCAACCCGGACCGGCCGCUGCGCACCAUCAAGGGACACACCAAAUCCAUCCAGUGUCUGACGGUCCAUAAGACAGACGGACGGUCCAGCAUCUACUCGGCCAGCCACGACGGACACAUUAAUUACUGGGACUCGGAGAGCGGCGAGAACGAGGGGUUUGUGGGUAAAGGACACUCAAACCUGGUGUCCAGGAUGGCUGUGGACGAGUCCGGCCGUCUGGUGACCUGCAGCAUGGACGACACGGUCCGCUACACUGACCUGAGCAAGAGCGAGUACAGUGCGUCACAUCAUGUAGUGAAGAUGGACAUGCAGCCCAAGUGUGUCAGCGUCGGUCCUGGAGGUCUCGCUGUCACCGUGUGUAUCGGACAGCUGGUGCUGCUGAAGGACAAGAAGAAGCUCUUCACGCUGGACUCUCUCGGGUACGAGCCCGAAGCCACAGCGGUUCACCCUGGGGGCGGAGCUGUGGCUGUGGGCGGAGCUGACGGGAAGGUGCGUCUGUACUCGGUCCAGGGAAACACCCUGAAGGAUGAUGGGAAGGUUCUGGAGGUGCAGGGGCCUGUGACGGACAUGUCGUACUCUCCGGACGGAGCGUUUCUGGCCGUGACGGACGAGAAGAAGGUCAUCUCUGUGUUCACCGUCGCUGAUGGAUACACGGAGAAGAGUGAGUUCUACGGUCAUCACGCGAAGGUGGUGUGUCUGUCCUGGUCUCCUGAUAACGAGCGCUUCGCCACCGGCGGCAUGGACAUGAUGGUGUACGUGUGGACCGUCAGCGAUCCCGACAAGAGGAUCAAAAUACCAGACGCCCAUCGGCUGCAUCACGUCAGCGGUCUGGCCUGGCUCAACCCCAACACACUCGUCACCACGUCCCACGACGCCUGCGUCAAACAGUGGAACCUCAAAAACUAAACUCUGCCUCUGGCUCCGGGAUCAACAGGAACAGAGACGGCCGUCUCGCUCUCGCUGUCUUUCUGUCGCUCUUCCUCUGUCCUUCUGUCGUUAGAUCACUGCUGCUCUCGUUUCUCUGCACUGGAAACCAGCUGACCAACAAACACCAGUCAUGUGUGUUUAGUGUCACCGCGCAGACAGACAGACAUCAAGCACUUGACCGCACACACACACACACACACAC
Cyprinus carpio (common carp) is the source of this 2202-nucleotide messenger RNA. RefSeq names its product WD repeat-containing protein 1. The transcript is spliced from 15 exons. Gene Ontology annotation, molecular function: actin filament binding. Gene Ontology annotation, cellular component: cortical actin cytoskeleton. Lineage: Eukaryota; Metazoa; Chordata; Actinopteri; Cypriniformes; Cyprinidae. The coding region runs from base 156 to 1979 and encodes 607 amino acids. The record is from RefSeq and is a predicted model, not a curated record. Gene Ontology annotation, biological process: locomotion; actin filament depolymerization; positive regulation of actin filament depolymerization.